AUGCAGCAGAAAGUGAAGAGGAGGAGGAGGAGGGAAAUACCAUCUCAAACGUGGAGUGAAAAAAUAAACCAGGCUAAUAAAGCUGCCCUUCUGACUUGGGUGAAAAAGACUGGAAUCCAGUUAGUGCAGAUCAAUGGGCAGAGAAAAUAUGGUGGUCCUCCACCAGGAUGGGCUGGCUAUGCCCCACCAUCUGGUUCAGAGGUUUAUAUAGGAAAAAUCCCCCAGGAUAUCUAUGAGGAUAAACUUAUUCCUCUCUUCCAAAAUGUGGGGAGGCUUUAUGAAUUUCGUCUCAUGAUGACAUUUAGUGGGCUUAACCGUGGCUUUGCCUAUGCUAAGUACAUGAACCGCCGAGACGCCCAGGAGGCAAUUGCUUUACUCAACAACUUCGAAAUCCAGUCUGGCUCCCCCAUUUUGGUUUGUAGAAGCACUGAGAAGUGUGAGCUCUGCAUUGAUGGCCUGGCACCCUCGCUGAAAGAGUGCCACCUUCUGCCAAUGCUGCAGGAACUAACCCCAGGACUCCAAAGCAUCUCCUUACAUGCCAGCCCUUUCAGGAAGAAGAGGCAGCUGGCAGAAGUGAAAUACAUUUCCCAUCAGGCUGCUGCAAUAGCCAAGAAAAAUCUUGUGGAAGGUAGCUUGUGUCUCUGUGGAGAUCAAAUUGAAGUGGUUUGGCUAACACCUACUAUUAAACAGGAGCUCCAUAAUGUCUCAGUUGCAGGUAAUCUAAAGACCCUGCCAUCCAGCUGGAGCCAUAGAAGUGCCCUUCCUCAAAUGUCUUCCAGGCCUAUAGACUGUCAUAUGCUACCAGCAAGAGCCAGUGUAUUAGAUCAUUUAAAAUUUCAGUGUAAGCUGCAUCAGCUGGGCCGUCCUGUAAUCUUUACAAAAUGUGUGCAGCGGAAUCCUGAAGACUGGCUGCAGUUCUGGUAUCAAGUGGUGAUACCAAAAUAUCCAUCACCCUUCAGUGGGUUCAUUUGGAUCAAGCCUGAUCCCUCUGGCUUGGAAGACCAUGAAAAAGUGAAGAAUUUUGUGGCCUUGCAGCUACUUAAAGUCCUAGGGUACCCUGUGAUGUAA
Molecule: messenger RNA, 1068 nt
Organism: Thamnophis elegans (Western terrestrial garter snake)
Lineage: Eukaryota; Metazoa; Chordata; Lepidosauria; Squamata; Natricidae
Gene: DND1
Product: DND microRNA-mediated repression inhibitor 1
Exons: 6
Coding region: 1-1068 (355 amino acids)
Biological process (GO): mRNA stabilization; negative regulation of miRNA-mediated gene silencing
Cellular component (GO): nucleus; cytoplasm
Molecular function (GO): mRNA binding
Source: RefSeq, a predicted model, not a curated record